GGAAAAGAGGAAAGUCAAAUGAGGGCGAAUAGCUUGUACGGAGUUAAUCUCUCGCAGUGGUGAAGAGUGAUAGAGGAGAGAAGAGAGAAUCGAAGAAAGGAACGCGCGUGGCCACUUACAGCAGCAGCAGCGUUUCGUGAUAAGAGAAAGAAGAAAAGAAAGAUCGCGUCAGAGGAAUAGGAGAAAGGGAGAAGAGGGAAGGUGCACACAUGGCAGAGAGGGGGAAGUAAAAUCAGGCCAAAGUUUUAUUUGUCGUCGCUUGAUCAUUGACGUAGUCGAACUAACGGUGAAGAAGAGGAGGCGUCUGUGACGUCUCGACUGAUCGUAAAAAUCAGGAUUCUCGCCGGGUACAUCUUUUUUCCUGAACCGGUUGACCCUUAAGGUUCAUCAGCGAUCGGCGAAGCGAUCGAGCCACGAUGAUCGCGCCACGUGUCCAGCCGAUCGGUACGCUGCCCGACGAUGAGCCCGGUCGUUGCUCCAGCUGGAUUGCCAGACAGCCGGGCCAUGCAAACUUUUAUGACGACGAUCGACCCACUCUACCGUCUUGCCGAUUCGCUCGUGCACAGAUCCAACAAUCCCUUCCAGUCAGCGACUAUCGCUCGCUUAAUCCCUGCGCGGAGAGAUCUUACGACGAUCGACGCGGGGAUCCGACGUUCGAGUCGCUUCCUUAUCAAGCUUCCCUGCCGUGCGCGGAACCGUCGGCCUCUAUCGAGCAAUUGCAAUCUCAAUUGCAGCCGCCGCAGUGUAGCCAGUUUCGUGACUGUGCGCAAAAUCUGGUGCACGGGGGCGGCAAGAGCUGCCAGCUGGGCCCGAUUGACGUCGAGGAUCUAGCUCUGUACUUCGAGCCCGACAAACCGCCCUCGAUCAAUUGCCCUCCGCGUGUCUAUCGGCCAUCGUCGUCGUCGUCCGACUCGUCCAACUUUCGUCGAGCAAAGUCGACGAGGUACGGUCCCUAUCCAAGUUUGGCCAGCGGCUGCAAACCACUCGAGCGAUCUGGAUUUUCGUCCAGCGACGAGCUUCUGUUGCCCAGCGUGAAUUGGCUCGACGAGCGUGAAUUCUGCGACGAUUGUCCUCAACCGUUCGCAUUUUGCACCGAGGAACGAUGGCUCCAGUGUCCGGCGAGCGACCGUUGCCCUCUGUACGACACCGCCUACACCCAUGGACAAAACGUCCUGCCACCGUGCCUGCUCGAGGACCUGCGAAACGAGUGUCGGUUCCGAUACGGAUGCGACGAGGACGAGCAGCUACUCGAAGAUUAUUUGAGCAACGAGAAGAGGAAGGAGAAGUCACGGGACGCUGCACGAUGCCGUCGAAGCAAGGAGACGGACAUUUUCACGGAGUUGGCUGCCGCUCUUCCGGUGCCACCGGAACAGGCAGCUCAUUUAGAUAAGGCCAGUGUCAUGAGACUAGCAAUCGCCUAUCUCAAAGUUCGUUCCGUGGUCGAUUCCAUUCCAGGAACGGUGGCCAAGUCCGAAACGUUGAAUCAGAUGGACGAGUUAUUUUCCAAAGCUCUGAACGGGUUCAUGUUGGUAUUGUCCAGCGAUGGAAACAUGAUCUACCUUUCGGAGAAUGUCAGCGAUUAUCUCGGUGUCUCUCAGAUGGACAUGAUGGGUCAGAGCGUGUACGAGUAUAGUCACCCGUGCGACCACGAGGAGCUGCGGGAAUGCCUGUCCUCGAAGCCGCCCGAGAACAACGACAAACGCACGUGCAGUUUCUUCCUGCGGCUUAAGUGCACGUUGACCAGCAAAGGAAGGAAGGUCAAUCUGAAAAGCGCUUCGUACAAGGUGAUUCAUUGUACCGGUAGGUUGACAUACAUCCGCGAUCCAGCGUCGAGUCGAUCGGAGAACGAGGCGAACGAGGACGCGGAGCAGAAAAGCGACGACGAGGAGAACGAACGUGACACCGGCGCCUCGUUGGUGCUGCUUGGAUGUCCCAUACCGCAUCCCAGCAACAUAGAGAUACCUUUGGGACGUCACACGUUCCUCUCGAAGCACAGCCUCAGCAUGAAGUUCACGUACGCCGACGAGAAGUUGGCCGAGUAUCUGGGCUGGGACAGCGAGGAGCUAGUUGGACAAUCCGUUUUCGAGUUUCAUCACGCCCUCGAUAAUUUGGCUCUGGACAAGUCUUUCAAGUCGUUGUUCAGCAAGGGACAGUGCGAGACAGUGGCGUACAGAUUCCUUGGGAAGCGAGGCGGUUACGCGUGGGUCGUGACACAGGCGACCCUGAUCCACUGCACGAAACAGCAGAAACCACUGUCGGUCGUCUGCGUGAAUUACAUUCUAAGGUAGGAUCUCACCGAUCGAU
Molecule: messenger RNA, 2304 nt
Organism: Frieseomelitta varia
Lineage: Eukaryota; Metazoa; Arthropoda; Insecta; Hymenoptera; Apidae
Product: hypoxia-inducible factor 1-alpha
Exons: 7
Coding region: 417-2288 (623 amino acids)
Biological process (GO): cellular response to hypoxia; regulation of transcription by RNA polymerase II
Cellular component (GO): cytoplasm; transcription regulator complex; nucleus
Molecular function (GO): protein dimerization activity; RNA polymerase II transcription regulatory region sequence-specific DNA binding; DNA-binding transcription factor activity, RNA polymerase II-specific
Source: RefSeq, a predicted model, not a curated record